Lolium rigidum is the source of this 1128-nucleotide messenger RNA. Its product is annotated as dual specificity protein phosphatase 1B-like. Gene Ontology annotation, molecular function: MAP kinase tyrosine/serine/threonine phosphatase activity; protein tyrosine/threonine phosphatase activity. Gene Ontology annotation, biological process: negative regulation of MAPK cascade; protein dephosphorylation. Gene Ontology annotation, cellular component: cytoplasm. The transcript has 5 exons. Bases 149 to 745 code for a protein of 198 amino acids. Lineage: Eukaryota; Viridiplantae; Streptophyta; Magnoliopsida; Poales; Poaceae. The record is from RefSeq and is a predicted model, not a curated record.
CUUCCCUUUCGUCAGGCACAGCUGUCAAAUCAUCCAUCUCAAGCUCUCAAAUAAUCGGACAAAAAGAGAAGAAACGAAAUUAUUUUCUUCAACAUUUCCCCAUCUAAUUCGUCGAGAGCGAGGACGAGGGCGGGAAGAGACCGCGACGAUGUCGGUGCCGGAGGCGGGGCAAUCGACGGGGAGGGACGAGCAAGAGAGCGACGCGUACGAGCAGCACCAGACUAGGGUUCUCUCGGCGCUGAUGCAGGGCUUCUGCGCCGCGCGGUACCGCAAAGCCGAUAACACCCCCUGCCCCAUCGACCAGGGCCUCUACUUGGGCUCUAUUGGAGCAGCACUGAACAAGGAUGCCCUGAAGAGCUUGAACAUCACCCACGUCUUGGUUGUUGCCAGAUCACUGAAUCCUGCCUUUCCAGCAGAAUUUACCUACAAGAAGAUCGAGGUACUUGACAGCCCAGAUACGGAUUUGGUAAAGCAUUUUGGUGAAUGCUUUGCUUUCAUAGAUGAAGGUAUCUGCACUGGUGGCAAUGUGUUGGUUCACUGCUUUGCAGGGCGGUCCCGGAGUGUUACUGUUGUUCUUGCAUAUCUCAUGAACAAGCAUCAGAUGAGCCUGCAAAGUGCCAUGUCACUGGUUAAAAGCAAGCGGGCUCAAAUAGCACCUAAUGAGGGUUUUAUGUCCCAGCUGGUGAACUUUGAGAAGUCUCUGCAAGCAGUGGAGCAUGGACGAAGAGUCAUGCAAUCUAACUAACUAUAGUGUAAAUAUCAAGAACCUGGUGUCAACAGCUGCAUGACUGCAUGUUAUUGCCUCCACAAAUCAAUCAAGGCCAUGGCAACCGGUAUGGGAGUUACGGUCAUCUUAUUAUACUCGGUUCGAACCAGCUCUAGAGGAAUGCAGAGCAUACGACAUUCUAACGUGUAAUUCAUUUUCCGCAUGAACAACCUUUGCCCCCUUUAUUUAGGGCCUAUUUGAAUAAAGGAAAUUUUCCCUUUUGACCAAGGCAAAUUGAUCUGUUUCAAACUCUCAGCAGCAUCAGCCUUCUGAAAUGAAGAUUUGUAUGUAUGAUUUGUUGAAUAGAAAUGGUAUGCUGGUUGUUGGAGACAUAUAGAUUAGCUUCCGUUCGGGUGGUUGUA